Priapulus caudatus is the source of this 630-nucleotide messenger RNA. Its product is annotated as brain acid soluble protein 1-like. The transcript has a single exon. The record is from RefSeq and is a predicted model, not a curated record. Bases 1 to 630 code for a protein of 209 amino acids. NCBI's taxonomy places the organism in Eukaryota, Metazoa, Priapulida, Priapulimorpha, Priapulimorphida, Priapulidae.
AUGCAGCCGACAGACGUAGCAUCGUCGGAUGCUGCCGGGGAGGCAGCUGCGAGCACCGAGGAGAACCCUGCUGCAGACGGAGAAGACGCCACCACGUCCGACGACACUCGCACCGCAGAGGAAGCCCCAGUGCCAGAAGAAGCCACUGCGACUGCAUCUGACAGGGAGGAAGCUGUCACGUCGGAGCGUCAGGCGGAGUCGAGUGCCGGGAAGGAAGCCACCCCGGAUGCUGCUGCUGACAACCCGGAGUCCAUGCAGCAGGAAGCCUCCACUCCCAGGGAGAGUGACGGCGCGACCGCCGAAUCGAAUUCCACGCCGGCGCCCCCUGCCGAGGGCGACGCGGCAGCGGCGGUUGAUCAGGUUGCCGCGACGACGCCGGCCGAGCGCGAUGCGCUGGAGCCGGCGUGCGGGGACAGCCAGGGGGCGCCACAUGACGAGCAGUCGUGCGACGACGGCACGGACGAGGACGUGCUUGACGUGCGGGCCGGCGCCGAGAAACAAGAGAGCAGCGCGGCCGCUGCUGCCGCCCCCAGCCCUGCCGACGCUGGCAAGGGCAAGAAGAAGAAAAAGCGCGGGAAAAAGAAGAAGGGCAAGGGGAAGGCUCCGGAAAUUGAAGUGAGCCAUUUCUAG